UAAUUAACAAACAAACAAAAAACUACCAAUUGUUACGUAUGUGGAUACCAGCUUCGAGGCCGCUUAAACAAAUCGGCAUAACUGUCCGUUUUCAAAAAAAAACGGACAAGAAAAUAUAAGAAAUACCGGAAACAUUAAAAUGUUCAUUAGAAAGCAGAAAAGACAUUGCAAAAUAUAUGGCACCUUAGUAAGUGGUAAAUAUAAAAUUAUAGUGACUAACAGGACUAUAUUGAGAAAUUAUUUGGCACAAACAUUUCCACUUCAUAUGAUACUAAUGAGUUUUAUGCACUUAUGGCCAUGAAACUGAUGGCAAAUUAAGUAUGCACUUUUAAACACAUACUAUUCCCCAAAUAAAGAACUAGGAUUCUUUAUUCCGUUUCAGUAAGACCUACGACUUGCAAGUUGACUUUAGCGGACAAAAAUGGAAUAUUCAUACGUGCUAUGUUUUAUGUUGGUUAACUGUGCCAUUCUAUUUCAACAUUGCACUGCUGAUGAAAUUCGUGAAAUUAUGUUCAAACUCCUUUCAAAUGAACACAAAAUGCAUUCCUAUGAAAAAAGAAUUGAUGAUCUUGAAACGCAAUUCAAAACCUCAAUGGAAGAGUUAACCACAAAGUUGUCUACGGGUCUAAACACAAUCACAGAAACAUUAAAGCAGUAUGAACCGAGCAUGGGUGAAAUUAGAAAGGACAUUAAAGAUACAAUAUCAAACACGGUAACACAAAUGGUAAAGUCACAACAUGUUGCACUGAAUAAAGCGAUGAAACGGGAAAAGGUUGCAAUGCUGAAAACACAAACAGAAAUAAAAGGACAGAUGAACUUGAUGAAUACAGCAUUUAACAACUCACAGAGAUAUUAUGAGGAACGUUUCACAAACCAAACAGCUAGGCUUCAAGACGAGUUUCAAGCGCAGAAGGAAAGGGCAGAACAUUUCAUGACGAAAGUGGUCAAUACAAGUCAAGUGCAUGUUAAUCAACAAACGGAAAAUUUCGAAAAUGCACAGGGAAGCUUUGAAGAUCUUUUUACGAACAAAACUGAAAGGUUAGAUAACAGGUUCAAUAAACAGACUGAAAAGGUUGACGACUUAAUUGAGACCAUACUAAGUGAAAGUAAACAACUUCAUCAAACGGUGGAAGCAUACACAGAAUAUACAAAGAACUCAACCCAAAGCCUGGAAGAUGGACUGAAAGAGACUUUGAAACAAAUGAAAAACGAAAUCUUCAAAAACCUUACUAACGAAACAAGCGGAUUAGAAUCACGUCUUUCUUCAAUUGAAGGAAGGAUGACAAGUCACCAUGUUGGUUUCUCUGCAAGACUAACAAGGAAACUACCAUCUAUAAAAGGGGGCACCGUUAUAGUUUUGAACGAAGAGUUUUAUGACGGAUCGUCUAGCUAUGAUUCGUCCACAGGAAUAUUCAGGGCACCUAUCAGUGGCAUGUACUUGUUCCGGUUCACUGUUCAUUUUAGCAGUAAAGCAAAAUUUGCAGCUGUAUGUUUGAGUCUUUCUAUCAGUACUUGCGUUUCUAUUCUAAAUGGAGUCAAACCUAAUCAAACCAGCAACAAUUUCUAUGUAACAUAUCUCUAUGCUGGAACCAACGUUUAUCUUUUUACAAUUUCAGGGCAGAUAAGCAUAAAUGAAAUGCCCUGGAGAACAACUUUCAGUGGAGUUCUGAUCCAUAUCUAGAAUGAUAUUAUCUAUUUUCACAAUAUAACCAUAAUUAUUCAUCGUCAUUUAAGUACAUGAUUGCACCUGGCGACUGGUUAAUUAUGAUGGGUACUGUGCAAAACGUCUAAAGGAAGUUCAUUCUAUAGUAUUUCUUGAUACAUAUACUCUGUAUAAUUUGAUGAUUUUGUAAGGGCAUACUCAGUAUAAAUAGUUAAUCAAUAAGGCUUUAUCUUCGUGUACAUUCAAUAUAUGACUAGUAGCUUGGUAUACAUAUAGGCUAGACUUAAUAAAUAU
This is a messenger RNA of Mya arenaria, 1957 nucleotides long. RefSeq lists its product as uncharacterized. Lineage: Eukaryota; Metazoa; Mollusca; Bivalvia; Myida; Myidae. The record is from RefSeq and is a predicted model, not a curated record. The transcript has 2 exons. Bases 422 to 1681 code for a protein of 419 amino acids. Gene Ontology annotation, molecular function: protein binding.